Hypanus sabinus (Atlantic stingray) is the source of this 6087-nucleotide messenger RNA. RefSeq lists its product as uncharacterized. Lineage: Eukaryota; Metazoa; Chordata; Chondrichthyes; Myliobatiformes; Dasyatidae. Gene Ontology annotation, biological process: DNA integration. The transcript has 2 exons. Gene Ontology annotation, molecular function: nucleic acid binding. The record is from RefSeq and is a predicted model, not a curated record. Bases 821 to 4129 code for a protein of 1102 amino acids.
CUCAAUCCUGCACGGACAGUCUUCCACGCUGUGCCAACGCGGAGAGACAAGAAUAAGAAUUAGGACGCUGGGGUGUCAGAAGAAGGCGCCAGCGCUGCACGGUUUAACUAGAAAGGAUUGAAGGUAGUGGAGAAGGAAAGGUCAGUACCUUUAAGCCGUUCUGUUUCGUGAAUUCUUCGUGGGAAGUUCGACGUCGGGGAUCGGAGCAAGCGACGUGAAAGAGAACCUAAAUCGUCCUAUAAAGUCUCUCCUUUUAAAUGGACUGUGAGCAUAUCGAACUUUUGGCAAUACCACUUUUAAAGAACUGUUUUUGCAAUAUCACUUUAAGAACUGUUUGGGCUGCCGCUCAGCAGCUGUUUCCGGUUACAGUAGUGUUUGUUUACUUUUGGGGGGUUUGUUUUCUGUGUUUAAUAAAUGUGUUGUUUGUUAUAAGAAACCCUUGCCGAUCUCAUAUAUUUAUUGUUGCCUGAAUACGUAACAUUAAAUAUGGGGGCUCAUCCGGGAUUGAAUCAUUUGAGUUUAAAUGCUUGCUGACUUUUAAAUCGGUGUUUUGGAAACGGGGAUUACUCGGUUCUUUUGUUUGGCUUGUUGUGGUAUUUGGCAGCAAUGAAUAUUGAUGAGUUUCUGGCUUCGCCAGCUGCGGAGGUGUUGGCGAAGGCGAAAAAAACAGGUGUUUGAGAUAGCUAGUAGAUUGCGACUUAAAGGUAUUUUGCAGACUACUUCUAAGGCUGUGAUACAGAGAAAAAUCGCGUCACACUAUGUGGAUUUGGGUGUUUUUGAUGAAUCGAUUUUAGAGUAGUUUCCAAUAAGUAAUCUGGAGAUGCAGUUGCAAAUCGAACAAAUGAAAUUGGAGAGGUGUAAAUUGGAGGUGGAACAAAAGCAGAGAGAAUUUGCAUAUGCAAUGGAGGAAUUAAAGUCUGGGAAUCAGUCUUCUGGUUCUAAAAAACCGUUUCUUGCUAGUCAAGAAAUUAAAUUGGUCCCUCCAUUUAGUGAAACAGAAGUGGAAAGGUAUUUUCAACAUUUUGAAACUAUUGCUCGGAUGUCAGAGUGGCCGAAAGAUAAAUGGUCAGUGUUGUUACAGAGUGUAAUUAAAGGCAAAGCACAACAAGUUUACACAGCUUUAACAGCUGCGCAAGCACUUGAUUAUGAUAUUGUAAAGAGGCAUAUCUUAAAUGCAUAUGAGUUAGACACAGAAGCAUAUAGGGAAAGAUUCAGAAGUUUGAAAAAGUCUGUGGAAAAAACUUAUGUGGAAUUUGCCUAUGAUAAAGCUAUGUGUUUUGAGAGAUGGGUUUCUUCUAAAAAUGUAAAUGGGGACUAUGAUACAUUGAGAGAGCUGAUUUUAAUGGAGGAAUUUAAAAGAAGCAUUCCUGUUGAAAUAAGGACCUACUUAAAUGAGAGGGAUACUGAUAAAUUGCAGGACUGUGCUAAAUUAGCUGAUGAGUAUGUUUUGAUCCAUAAGAAUAAAUUUCCUCAGGGCAGAAAUUUUAAGAGGAAAAAUAACAUGGAGACUCCAGGUAAAUCAGAAAUUAAAUCAGAGGUUAAUGAGAAAGUUGAUGAGAAAGGAAAGCCUGUGAAGGAAAGACAGUUUGGUCUUACUUGUAACUAUUGUAAGAAGCCUGGCCAUGUAAUAGCUAACUGUUUCAAAUUGAAAAAGAAAGAGAAGGAAGCAGUUCCAGAUGCUUGUGUGCAACAUACUGAAGCACCUGUAAAGUUACAGGGUUUGAUAAACACAAAUGAGGCUUUGUUAGAGUCUGACCAAGUUAAAAAGGGAUAUGAUCAUUUUAUAACUGAAGGGUUUGUAUCCUUGAAAGAAGGAUCUACUCUGGUGCCAAUAAGAAUCCUUAGGGAUACUGGUGCUUCUCAAUCAUUGAUGUUAGACAGUGUGUUGAAGUUUAAUGAAGAGUCUGAUACUGGUGAGGUAAAUUACAUAAGAGGUGUUGGAAGUGAUUUUAUGCCUGUACAUUUACAUAAAGUAAAUUUAAAGUCGGGGUUAGUUACUGGAUUUGUUAAAGUAGGAUUACAGCAUAGCUUACCUGUGAAGGGUAUUUCUUUAUUGUUAGGUAAUGACUUGGCAGGUGGACAAGUUUUUCCUGAAGUGCAUUUGACAAUGGAGUCAGAGGAACCAGAGUUGAAUUCUAACACAGAUUCUUCCUGUGUUGUGACUAGAGCUAUGGCUAAAAAGAUUGAUGCGCAGAAUGAAGUUGUUACUCAGGACUGUUCAACUCAGGAUUCGAGUUUUGAGGAUGUGUCAGAGACUUUCUUAUCUUCGUUGUUUGAACAAGAUUCUGGGAGUAAGUCUGACUAUAAAGAUUUAUCUUUGUCUCGGAAGGAGAUGAUAGCAGAGCAGAAUAGAGACUCUGAGAUUAUAAAAUUAAAAGAGCAGGUUUUACUAGAUAGUGAAAUUGAUAAGGUGCCAGUAGGAUAUUACUUGGAAAAAGGAGUGUUGAUGAGGAAGUGGAGAUCGCCUACAAUUCCUGCAAGUGAGGAUUGGAAUGUUGUUUACCAGGUAGUUGUUCCAAAAGCUUAUCGAAAUGAGAUUUUGACUUUAGCUCAUAGUGUGCCUUUAGGUGGACAUCAAGGGGUAAGGAAAACUGUGGACAAGAUUUUAAAACAUUUUUACUGGCCUGGUCUAAGAAAAGAUGUGGCGAUGUUUUGUAAAACGUGCCAUUCUUGUCAAAUUGUGGGUAAACCAAAUCAGGUUACACCAGUAGCUCCAUUACAACCUAUCCCAGCAUUUGGUGAACCAUUUUCUAAAGUUAUUGUAGAUUGUGUUGGUCCAUUACCAAAGACAAAAACUGGUUAUCAGUAUUUGUUGACUAUCAUGUGUACUUCUUCUAGGUUUCCAGAGGCAGUACCACUUAGGAAUAUAAAAGCUAAGACUGUGACAAAGGCCCUUAUAAAUUUUUUUACUUAUUUUGGAUUACCUAAGGAGAUACAAACUGAUCAAGGCAGUAAUUUUAUGUCUGGAUUGUUUCAACAGAUAGUUUAUAAAUUGGGAGCUAAGCAAAUCACUUUGUCUGCAUACCAUCUGGAAUCGCAGGGUGCCUUCGAGAGGUUUCAGUCUACCCUCAAGAAUAUGAUUAGGACAUUUUGUGUGGAAAAUGAAAGUGACUGGAAUGAGGGUAUAAACUUACUUUUAUUUGCAGUAAGGGAAUCGGUACAGGAAUCUUUAGGUUUUAGUCCAUUUGAACUUGUGUUUGGGCAUAGAGUUAGAGGACCUUUAGCUUUAUUGAAAGAACAGUGGAUUAAUAAGGAAAUACACACUAAUUUGUUGGACUAUGUGUUGAAAUUUAAGGACAGGUUACAAAAAGCUUGUAGCUUAGCUAAGGAAAAUUUAAAGUUGGCUCAGGAGAAAAUGAAGACUUGGUAUGAUAAAGACGCUAGGAUGAGGAUGUUUAAGCCUGGAGAUAAGGUGUUGGUUCUUUUCCCAGUGCAGACAAAUCCUUUACAAGCUAGAUUUCAUGGUCCUUAUGAAAUUGUGUCUAAAAUCAAUGAUGUGGAUUACGUGGUAAAAACUCCAGAUCGUAGAAGGUCAACACAACUUUGCCAUAUAAAUAUGUUGAAACCAUAUUUUGAGAAACAAUCUGAUACUGUGACUGUUGUGGUUAGUGAGAAUGAGUUUGAUUUAACUAGGAACAUGAUAGAUGAUUCAUCUGACUUUCAUUCUAAAUCCAACAUUGUUUCUGUUAGGUUACCAAAUUCAACCAUUCUGGAAAAUAUUGAUGAAAAAUUAGCACAUUUACAGUUAGAGCAGAGACAACAGAUGAAGGAGUUGAUUUUUAAAUAUAGGGAGUUGUUUCCAGAUGUUCCGAGAAGGACUACUAUAGCUUCACAUGAUGUAGAUGUUGGGGAUGCCAAACCUAUUAAACAACAUCCAUAUAGGAUGAACAUGAAAAAAUGUGAACUUGCUGAGAAAGAAAUUGAAUAUAUGUUAGAGAAUAAUAUCAUUAGACAUUCUAACUCGAAUUGGAGUUCGCCAUGUGUUAUGGUGCCAAAGCCAGAUGGUAGUAUUAGGUUUUGUACGGAUUAUAGGAAGGUGAAUGCUGUAACGAAAACAGAUGCAUAUCCAAUUCCUAGAGUAGAUGAUUGUGUAGAUAAAGUUGGAAAAGCAGUUCCUUACAAAGAUUGAUUUAUUGAAAGGGUAUUGGUGUGUUCCAUUAACGGACAGAGGUAGAGAGAUUUCUGCAUUUGUAACUCCAUCUGGGUUAUAUGAGUAUAAUGUUCUUCCAUUUGGGAUGAAGAAUGCCCCAGGUACUUUCCAGAGGAUGAUUAACUUUAUGAUUCAGGGAUUGAAAGAUACUGAUGCUUAUAUUGAUGAUUUAGUGACAGGAAAUGAUACUUGGGAAGCACACAUUAUUGCGAUGGAGAAAUUGUUUGAAAGGCUUUCAAAAGCUAACUUAACUAUUAAUUUAGCUAAGAGUGAAUUUGGACAUGCCACUGUGACUUACCUUGGUUAUGUUGUGGGUCAAGGUAAGGUAGCUCCUGUUCAGGCAAUUUUAGAGAUUCCCACUCCGACGGGGAAAAAGACUCUCAGAAGUUUUUUGGGAAUGGUAGGAUAUUAUCGGAAAUUUUUAAAGAAUUUUGCUAAUGUUGCCUUUCCAUUAACUAACCUUCUGCGGAAGAAUGAGAAGUUUGUAUGGACGGUGCCUUGUCAAGAAGCAUUUGAAAAAUUGAAAACAAUGAUAUGUCAACAACCUGUGCUUAAGGCACCUGACUUUGGAAAACCUUUUUCAUUAGCUGUAGAUGCUAGUGAUGAGGCUACAGGAGCAGUAUUAAUGCAAAGGAAUGAGGGUGAUGAGGUUGAUCAUCCAGUAGCUUACUUUUCUAAGAAAUUUAAUAAGCAUCAAAGAAACUAUUCGACAAUAGAGAAAGAAUUGUUAUCUCUUGUUUUAGCUUUGGAAUAUUUUGAGGUAUAUGUUAGUACAACUCAAAUACCACUUAUUGUUUACACUGAUCAUAAUCCGUUAGUUUUCCUGAGUAAGAUGAAAAACAAAAACAGAAGAUUAUUAAAUUGGAGUUUGAUGUUACAAGAGUACAAUAUUGUGAUGACUCAUAUUAAAGGUAAAGAUAAUGUGGUUGCUGAUUGUCUAUCUCGAUGUUGAAUGUACACUGUAAUUUUUUUUAUGGAAUGGUUUUUUUUUCAAUUGUAACUCUCAUACUGUAUUGUGAGUUAUAAGCUGUUAUACGAUGGUAUUGUAUAUUGUGUAUGUUAUAAAAUUUAUAUCUUUGUUUUUCUUGUAAGCAAUUGUUAAAAAUUUUUGUUCUUGUCAGACCAAAAAUGUUUUUUUUGGAGGGAGGUGUUACGUACUCGUGACACAUGACAGUGGUGCCCUUGUCAUGUGACUGGGGUUGAAGCUGUACUGGUCUUGAGGUGAUGGUCUUGUGAUGGUGGAAUGACGUCAUUUUCCCGCCAGUAGAGAUCAUGUGACGGUUUUUUUUACAGGUUAUAAAAGGUAGACCCCACCCUGUGGGGAGGGGCAGUUCAUGGCUGGAUUUGCCAGGUUGACUUCAUGCCGCUGCGUGUUUUAAGUGAUGACGCAGUUUAGUUGAAGGAUGAAGUUUUUAUUUAAUGCCUAAAGUUUAAGAGGUCAUUGCCAGCAGGUUCUUUACGAUCCUGUUAGUUCGAAAUUAGUGGAGAGUGAAGAUUGGAAGUUGGAAGUUAAAGAUCGAGGAGAAUCGCUUCCUACGGUGAAACGGGGGCGACCUUUGUUUGAUCCUUAUUUGGAAGGAUUUCGUUGACUAUCUUCGUGUUAAUCCCUAGGUUUAACUAGAAAGGAUUGAAGGUAGUGGAGAAGGAAAGGUCAGUGCCUUUAAGCCGUUCUGUUUCGUGAAUUCUUCGUGGGAAGUUCGACGUCGGGGAUCGGAGCAAGCGACGUGAAAGAGAACCUAAGUCGUCCUAUAAAGUCUCUCCUUUUAAAUGGACUGUGAGCAUAUCGAACUUUUGGCAAUACCACUUUUAAAGAACUGUUUUUGCAAUAUCACUUUAAGAACUGUUUGGGCUGCCGCUCAGCAGCUGUUUCCGGUUACAGUAGUGUUUGUUUACUUUUGGGGGGUUUGUUUUCUGUGUUUAAUAAAUGUGUUGUUUGU